UGGAAUAUUUCUCAAUUUAUUUACAUUUUAAUUUUUUUAAUCAGAGGUUUGCUAGUUUCCUUCACAUAGAGCCUGUACAUAUUUUGUUAGAUUUAUGCCUAAGUAUUUAUUUCUUCUUUUUUUUUGAGGCUAAUGUAAAUGGUAUUGUGUUUUUAAUUUCAAAUUCCAAUUUUCUUUGCUGAGGAAAGCAAUUGACCUUUAACCCUGUAGCCUUGUUAAAAUUGCUUAUUAAUUCCAGGAGGUUUUUGUUUAUUCUUAGGUAUUUUUUACAUAAAAAAUCAUGCCAUCUACAAAGACAGUUUUAUUUAUUACUUGCUAGUAUGAAUAUCUUUUAUUUCCCUUUCUUGUCUUACAUUAGGCAGGAGGUUUAGUAUAAUGUCACUUAGGAGUAGUGACAGGGGACAUCCUUACCUUGUUCCUGAUCUUAGAGGGAAAGCAUCUAGUUUCUCACCAUUAAGAAUCUGCAAUAUUUUUCUAUCAAGUUGAGUAAAUAUCCUUCGAUUCCUAGUUUUCUGAGUUUUUUUUUAUCAUGAAUGGGUGUUGAUUUUUUUUCUUCUUCCCCCACCUUCCCUCUUCUUCUUUCCCCACCUUCUUUCCUCAGCUUCUUUUCCCUAUCCCCACCUUCCCUCUCUUCUUCCCCUGCCAUCCCUCUUCUUCUUUCCCCUUUCCCCACCAUCCCUCUUUUUCUUUCCCCACCUUCCGUCUUCUUUCCCCUCUUUCUUUCCUCACCUUCCUUCUUCUUUUUCCCCCCUCAUCUCCCUUCCUCUUUCCCCACCAUCCCUCUUCUUCUUUCCCCACCUUCCCUCUUCUUGUGAAAAUAUUUUUCUUCAUUGGUUGAUGUGAUCAUGUGAUUGUAUAUUUUUGCAUAUAAUUGAUAUGUCUCAAAGUUAUAUUUUUCAAGACAAUUUCUUAUUUCUCUAAGAUUUUAAGAUUUAUUCAUAUAGAAUUCUAUGUUGGAUAUUUUAUUUAUUUAACAAAUAUUUAUUGAGUAUAUACUAUGCUGAAGAUACGUUAGGUAUGGAAGAUACAUUAAUAAAUAAGGCUGCAUGAAAGUUUUGGAAUAAGUUUGCAUUUGGUAUAGAGGAAGGUAAGAUGAUGAUGAGGAAAGAACUGAAAAAGGGGAGAGGGAAUUGGGCAACAGUAAAUCACAGAGAAUGUGACAUUUCUUGUCUUUCAACUUUUCCUCCCUGUACUUUCAAUUAGGGAAAUGAUCACUCUCUAAGGGACACCUGAAUGACUCCACACUUCUGUGAUUUCUGCAGUCUCUAACUGCUCUGGAGCUUAGAGUCAUAUCCAAACCCCUUAGCAUAAAAUGGCACAAUUUUAUGACCUACUCUUUGCCUAACCGUUCAGUCAUAUCACUUAUGUCCAAUUGCCCAAAUGGUCCAUGCACAUGCUGCUCCAUCUACCUCCACUAUUCUGUACCCUCUUUUUUGCUGGGGCAACCCCUAAUUAUCUUUUAUUAUCUUGAUCACCCUCUCAGAGCCUAAAUUGCUUCCAUUAAGUUGCAUUCUAAAUUAUUUCCAGUCCUUCAGUGAACUUAGAAAUAAUGUUUUGCUCUUGAACUUCUCCACCUCAUUUUCUUCCUUCACACCCCUAGUGUUCACUAUAAUUCUCACCAUACUGUGCUCACCCAAUAAUAGAAGGUAGAGCUGUAAGAAGACCUACUAGACAGACAAAAUUCUAAUCUCUUCUCCCAUAACAAAGUUUCAUUCUGUUAAAACUGAAAGGUAAAUUCUAAGGUCGAAUGUGGAAAUAAGUAUGUAGAAAGGUAAAUUUUGUGUAAGGGAGUACAAUAGGACUCUCAGUGAUGGCUUCUAUUUUCUCUAAGAUAGAAGCAAGUUCAUCUGCUAGGAGUGUGAAGUGUAGACACGGGGUUGGGACUUAAAGAGGAUGUUAAAGGUUUGAAUAAUUGUGGCAAAUAGGAGAGGAAGCUGAAGACAAGAAGGAUUUGGGAGUGUGCUGAAGAUGGAGUUCAGCUGGAAACUGAAUGUGCAGUGGUCAGGACAUUGAUGUCACUAAUGACAUUGUCCUGAUGUCUCCUGCAGCAUUUUGCUCCCCAAAGGUAGAAGUAGAGACCAAUGGUUGGACUGAUGCAGGUUUAGGACUUUGCUGGGUGGAUACAAUCAGGGAUAUAAGAAUAUGAUGUAUUCAUUAAGUACUGCAGCAUUGACAUUGAAUAACCUCUUCAAAUUCUGUCUCUGCCCCUCACCAUGUGACCUUGUGCAAAUUAUUUAACCUUCUGAAGUCUUAUUGUCUCACAUUUAAGAUAAGGAUAAUCAUAUAUACUUUAUUAAUUUAACAGAUAUUGAGUGCCCUCCUCUAUACUUUUCUGGGACCUGGAGAUAAAGCUGAGAUCAAAAUUACUACCUUCCUGGAGCUUAUAAUCUAAUGAGAAGAGAGAUACGAGAUAAAUGAAAUAUAUAGUACUUUAGAUGGCAAAAUGCUUAGGGGAAAAAGAAACAAAGAAGUAUAUAGUGCAUGCAGGAAACUGCAAUUUUAUUUAUGUUUGUAUUGAUACAUAUUUGUACAUAUUUAUGGGGUGUGGUAGUUUGAUAUAUGCAUACAAUGUGUAAUGAUCAAAUCAGGGUGUUUAGGAUAUCUAUCACCUCAAACAUUGAUCAUUUUUGUGUUGGGAACAUUUCUAAUCUCCUAGUUAUUUUGAAAUAUAUAACAUAUUGUUAACUAUAGUCACCCUACUGUGCUAUCAAACACUUGAACUUAUUCCUUCUAUCUAUGUUUGUACCCAUUAACCAAUCUCUUCCCUGCCUCCCCCAACUCCACCUUCCUAGCCUCUGGUACUUAUCUCUACUCCAUGAGAUCAACUUUUUAAGCUCCCACAUGAGUGAGACCAUGGGAUAUUUGUCUUUCUGUGCCAGACUUAUUUCACUUAGAAUAAUGACCUCCAGUUCCGUAAGAUGGGCAGCCAGGAAAGGCCUUACUUAGCUGAUGUUUGAAUUGUGAAGUUAUGUAAUCAUUAAAAUGAGUAUACAUACAAUGGGCCAGCUGAGUGCACAGCAAGAUUCAAUAAAUUCAAACUAACAUUACUCUUAUUGCCAAGAGAGUGCCUGAAAUGACAGCUCAUUGGGAGCUGGCUACUUUCCUUCCCUUUCCUUAGGGGUUUAAGGAAAGCAUGAGUGAUUUCAGUCUUUUGCUGGAGCUCCUCACUGACACUCAUUGCAGAGCCUGAGCCCUCAACUCUCAAUUUUUGCUUAGGUCCUGGCUUAGGCUCCACUUUGUAAGAGGCACCUUCCUAGUAUUCACUACUCUCUCUCUCACAAUCAUGUCCUUACAGACAUUGCUGAUCCUCUUUCAUACUGACACCGGGUUCUAGUCCGAGUUCCAUCACUAAGUCGCUGUUUGACUUUGGGCAAGUUACUUCUGUGGUUAAUUAUUUUUCAUCAACAAAAUCAAAAGGUGAAACUAGACGAACAACUAAGAGGCUCCAGUAUUUUAUGAAUCUAAGAGUCCCAUAUCCCCCACUCCCUUCUCACAGCUCAUUCAACAAUCCUAAUGGCAGCGGGUGCCCGCAGUCUCAAGUCUCUGCGGAAGCCCAAGCCGCAGUCUCGGUCAGUCACAGCCGACGAAGCGGAGGAAUUGGAGGAAGCCAGCAUAACCACCUCACACUGAGAACAUCUGACCUUUCCCAGAACGCCCGCCCACUCGACACUUCCUGUCCCUCCCCAGAUCUUGUUCCGGGGCACCUACUCGCGUCUAAUCACGCCCCUCAUUCACUCUUUAGGGUCCAUUGGCUGUUUCUUUGAGGAAGCGGAGCAUCUUCUGUCGUUGAUUGGUUUCCGUCAUUGUUGAUAGGUUGGUAACAAACAAGGUGUGCCUGGUCUCCCUGGUAACGUCCUGCCGAUAGUCCUGAUUGGUCGGUGUCUUAAUCCCAUCUUCCGUCCCAACUGCUAGUGGCUGAGUCCCUGGCGGGGCGCGGCGGUGGAAGGUGUCGCGUACGGGCUUCCCGAGCUGACGUGGCUUGAAUUGGGAGGGGGGCAGCUGGAGCCUCAGGCGGCAGCGCUUCUAGGUGAGUGGGGGACGCUAUCCAACUCUUCCCUCUGCGAGUCCAAUAACGGUCACCCCCGCCAGAGGGGCCGCGGGAGCUGCCCAAGCAGCUACACCGGAGUCCCCUCCUCGCCCCGCCUCUCCCGGAUUCAGUCCUGGAUCCGGCCCUUCACCCGCUUCCUUCACCUACCAGGCCUCGUUCUAGUAGCCCACAAGCCUCUCGGCCUCUCCGGUGGGCCUUCGGGGUCACCCUGCGUAGACUUGGACCACUUGCUCACGGUCUGUCCCCUCCCCGGUACGUUUCUCCUCUGGGAGCGACGGGGAAAAGCGCCUAGGUCAGUCCUGUCCGCACGGCCUUGUUCCUGGAGCGGCCUGCCUAAGUCGGCCUCCGUACGCAGCCGCUGACGUCAGAAAGAACCUGCUGGGCCCCUGUGCUCAGGCCCUAAACAAACUUGGUGUCCCGAAGGGGAGGCGCGACCAAAAGAAAUCAAAGGUCUUUAGGGCGGAGAUCACAGAAUCAUUGGAGAUAUUAAUGCAAACGGAGGCCUGUCCAAUAAUCCUGCUAGUGCUAAUGGGUUACUGGAAAGAUGAGAAGAGAGGAAAGAUCCCAACGAUCCCGUCAACACGAAAAUCCCAGGAAUCAGAGAAAUGCUGAGCCGAUUAUCAGGAUUAGCAAAUGUUGUUUUGCAUGAAUUAUCAGGAGAUGAUGACACUGAUCAGAAUAUGAGGGCUCCCUUAGACCCUGAAUUACACCAAGAAUCUGACAUGGAAUUUAAUAAUACUACACAAGAAGAUGUUCAGGAGCGCCUGGCUUAUGCAGAGCAAUUGGUGGUGGAGCUAAAAGAUAUUAUUAGACAGAAGGAUGUUCAACUGCAGCAGAAAGAUGAAGCUCUACAGGAAGAAAGAAAAGCUGCUGAUAACAAAAUUAAAAAACUAAAACUUCAUGCGAAGGCCAAAUUAACUUCUUUGAAUAAAUACAUAGAAGAAAUGAAAGCACAAGGAGGGACUGUUCUGCCUACAGAACCUCAGUCAGAGGAGCAACUUUCCAAGCGUGACAAGAGUUCUACAGAGGAAGAGAUGGAAAUAGAAAAGAUAAAACAUAAGCUCCAGGAGAAGGAGGAACUAAUCAGCACUUUGCAAGCCCAGCUUACUCAGGCACAGGCAGAACAACCUGCACAGAGUUCUACAGAGAUGGAAGAAUUUGUAAUGAUGAAGCAACAGCUCCAGGAGAAGGAAGAACUCAUUAGCACUUUACAAGCCCAGCUCAGCCAGACACAGGCAGAGCAAGCUGCACAGUUGAGUUCCAUGCAGCAGGUGGUCCGAGAGAAAGAUGCCCGCUUUGAAACACAAGUUCGUCUUCAUGAAGAUGAGCUUCUUCAGUUAGUAACCCAGGCAGAUGUGGAAACAGAGAUGCAACAGAAAUUGAGGGUGCUGCAAAGGAAGCUUGAGGAACAUGAAGAAUCCUUGGUGGGCCGUGCUCAGGUCGUUGACUUGCUGCAACAGGAGCUGACUGCUGCUGAGCAGAGAAACCAGAUUCUCUCUCAGCAGUUACAGCAGAUGGAAGCUGAGCAUAAUACUUUGAGGAACACUGUGGAAACAGAAAGAGAGGAGUCCAAGAUUCUACUGGAAAAGAUGGAACUUGAAGUGGCAGAGAGAAAAUUAUCCUUCCAUAAUCUGCAGGAAGAAAUGCAUCAUCUUUUAGAACAGUUUGAGCAAGCAGGCCAAGCCCAGGCUGAACUAGAGUCUCGGUAUAGUGCUUUGGAGCAGAAGCACAAAGCAGAAAUGGAAGAGAAGACCUCUCAUGUUUUGAGUCUUCGAAAGACUGGACAAGAGCUGCAGUCUGCCUGUGAUGCUCUAAAGGAUCAAAAUUCAAAGCUUCUCCAAGAUAAGAAUGAACAGGCAGUUCAGUCAGCCCAGACCAUUCAGCAACUGGAAGAUCAGCUCCAGCAAAAAUGCGAAGAAAUUAGCCAAUUUCUAAAUAGACUGCCCUUGCAACAACAUGAAACAGCAUCUCAGACUUCUUUCCCAGAUGUUUAUAAUGAGGGCACACAGGCAGUCACUGAGGAGAAUAUUGCUUCUUUGCAGAAGAGAGUGGUAGAACUAGAGAAUGAAAAGGGAGCCUUGCUCCUUAGUUCUAUAGAGCUGGAGGAGCUGAAAGCUGAGAAUGAAAAACUGUCUUCUCAGAUUACUCUCCUAGAGGCUCAGAAUAGAACUGGGGAGGCAGACAGAGAAGUCAGUGAGAUCAGCAUUGUUGAUAUUGCCAACAAGAGGAGCUCUUCUGCUGAGGAAAGUGGACAAGAUGUUCUAGAAAACACAUUUUCUCAGAAACAUAAAGAAUUAUCAGUUUUAUUGUUGGAAAUGAAAGAAGCUCAAGAGGAAACUGCAUUUCUUAAAUUACAGCUCCAGGGAAAAAGGGCUGAGGAAGGAGAUCAUGAGGUCCUUGACCAGAAAGAAAUGAAACAGAUGGAGGGUGAGGGAAUAGCUCCAAUUAAAAUGAAAGUAUUUCUUGAAGAUACAGGGCAAGAUUUUCCCUUAAUGCCAAAUGAAGAGAGCAGUCUUCCAGCAGUUGAAAAAGAACAGGCGAGCACUGAACAUCAAAGUAGAACAUCUGAGGAAAUAUCUUUAAAUGAUGCUGGAGUAGAAUUGAAAUCAACAAAGCAGGAUGGUGAUAAAUCCCUUUCUGCUGUACCAGAUAUUGGUCAGUGUCAUCAGGAUGAGUUGGAAAGGUUAAAAAGUCAAAUUUUGGAGCUCGAGCUAAACUUUCAUAAAGCACAAGAAAUCUAUGAGAAAAAUUUAGAUGAGAAAGCUAAGGAAAUUAGCAACCUAAACCAGUUGAUUGAGGAGUUUAAGAAAAAUGCUGACAACAACAGCAGUGCAUUCACUGCUUUGUCUGAAGAAAGAGACCAGCUUCUCUCUCAGGUGAAGGAACUUAGCAUGGUAACAGAAUUGAGGGCUCAGGUAAAGCAACUGGAAAUGAACCUUGCAGAAGCAGAAAGGCAAAGAAGACUUGAUUAUGAAAGCCAAACUGCCCAUGACAACCUGCUCACUGAACAGAUCCAUAGUCUCAGCAUAGAAGCCAAAUCUAAAGAUGUGAAAAUUGAAGUUUUACAGAAUGAACUGGAUGAUGUGCAGCUUCAGUUUUCUGAGCAGAGUACCCUGAUAAGAAGCCUGCAAAGCCAGCUGCAAAAUAAGGAAAGUGAAGUGCUUGAGGGGGCAGAACGUGUAAGGCAUAUCUCAAGUAAGGUGGAAGAACUGUCCCAGGCUCUUUCACAGAAGGAACUUGAAAUAGCAAAAAUGGAUCAGCUCUUACUAGAGAAAAAGAGAGAUGUGGAAACCCUCCAACAAACCAUCGAGGAGAAGGAUCAACAAGUGACAGAAAUCAGCUUUAGUAUGACUGAGAAAAUGGUUCAGCUUAAUGAAGAGAAGUUUUCUCUUGGGGUUGAAAUUAAGACUCUUAAAGAACAGCUAAAUUUAUUAUCCAGAGCUGAGGAAGCAAAAAAAGAGCAGGUGGAAGAAGAUAAUGAAGUUUCUUCUGGCCUUAAACAAAAUUAUGAUGAGAUGAGCCCAGCAGGACAAAUAAGUAAGGAAGAACUUCAGCAUGAAUUUGACCUUCUGAAGAAAGAAAAUGAGCAGAGAAAGAGAAAGCUCCAGGCAGCUCUUAUUAACAGAAAGGAGCUUCUGCAAAGAGUCAGUAGAUUGGAAGAAGAAUUAGCCAACUUGAAAGAUGAAUCUAAGAAAGAAAUCCCACUCAGUGAGACUGAGAGGGGAGAAGUGGAAGAAGAUAAAGAAAACAAAGAAUACUCAGAAAAAUGUGUGACUUCUAAGUGCCAAGAAAUAGAAAUUUAUUUAAAACAGACAAUAUCUGAGAAAGAAGUGGAACUACAGCAUAUAAGGAAGGAUUUGGAAGAAAAGCUGGCAGCUGAAGAGCAAUUCCAGGCUCUGGUCAAACAGAUGAAUCAGACCUUGCAAGAUAAAACAAACCAAAUAGAUUUGCUCCAAGCAGAAAUCAGUGAAAACCAAGCAAUUAUCCAGAAGUUAACCACAAGUAACACGGAUGCAAGUGAUGGGGACUCCGUAGCACUUGUAAAGGAAACAGUGGUGAUAAGUCCAUCUUGUACAGGUAGUAGUGAACACUGGAAACCAGAACUAGAAGAAAAGAUACUGGCCCUUGAAAAAGAAAAGGAGCAACUUCAAAAGAAGCUACAGGAAGCCUUAACCUCCCGCAAGGCAAUUCUUAAAAAGGCACAGGAGAAAGAAAGACAUCUCAGGGAGGAGCUAAAGCAACAGAAAGAUGACUAUAAUCGCUUGCAAGAACAGUUUGAUGAGCAAAGCAAGGAAAAUGAGAAUAUUGGAGACCAGCUAAGGCAACUCCAGAUUCAAGUAAGGGAAUCCAUAGAUGGAAAACUCCCAAGCACAGACCAGCAGGAAUCGUGUUCUCCCACUCCAGGUUUAGAAGAACCUUUAUUCAAAGCCACAGAACAGCAUCACACUCAGCCUGUUUUAGAGUCCAACUUGUGCCCAGACUGGCCUUCUCAUUCUGAAGAUGCGAGUGCUCUGCAGGGCGGAACUUCUGUUGCCCAGAUUAAGGCCCAGCUGAAGGAAAUAGAGGCUGAGAAAGUAGAGUUAGAAUUGAAAGUUAGUUCUACAACAAGUGAACUUACUAAAAAAUCAGAAGAGGUAUUUCAGUUACAAGAGCAGAUAAAUAAACAGGGUUUAGAAAUCGAGAGUCUAAAGACAGUAUCCCAUGAAGCUGAAGUCCAUGCAGAAAGCCUGCAGCAGAAAUUGGAAGGCAGCCAACUACAAAUUGCUGGCCUAGAACAUCUAAGAGAAUUGCAGCCUAAACUAGAUGAACUGCAAAAACUCAUAAGCAAAAAGGAAGAAGACGUUAGCUACCUUUCUGGACAACUUAGUGAGAAAGAAGCAGCUCUCACUAAAAUACAGACAGAGAUAAUAGAACAAGAAGAUUUAAUUAAGGCUCUGCAUACACAGCUAGAAAUGCAAGCCAAAGAGCAUGAUAAGAGGAUAAAGCAGCUACAGGUGGAACUUUGUGAAAUGAAGCAAAAACCAGAAGAGAUUGGAGAAGAAAGUAGAGCAAAGCAACAAAUACAAAGGAAACUGCAAGCUGCCCUUAUUUCCCGAAAAGAAGCACUAAAAGAAAACAAAAGUCUCCAAGAGGAAUUGUCUUUGGCCAGAGGUACCAUUGAAUGUCUCACCAAGUCUCUGGCAGAUGUGGAAAGCCAAGUUUCUGCUCAAAAUAAAGAAAAAGAUACGGUCUUAGGAAGGUUAGCUCUUCUUCAAGAAGAAAGAGACAAACUCAUUACAGAAAUGGACAGGUCUUUACUGGAAAAUCAGAGUCUCAGCGGCUCCUGUGAAAGUCUAAAACUAGCUCUAGAGGGUCUUACUGAAGACAAGGAAAAGUUAGUGAAGGAAAUUGAAUCUUUGAAAUCUUCUAAGAUUGCAGAAAGUACUGAGUGGCAAGAGAAACACAAGGAGCUACAAAAAGAGUAUGAAAUCCUUCUGCAGUCCUAUGAGAAUGUUAGUAAUGAAGCAGAAAGGAUUCAGCACAUGGUGGAAGCUGUGAGGCAAGAGAAACAAGAACUGUAUGGCAAGUUAAGAAGCACAGAGGCAAACAAGAAGGAGACAGAAAAGCAGUUGCAGGAAGCUGAGCAAGAAAUGGAGGAAAUGAAAGAAAAGAUGAGAAAGUUUGCUAAAUCUAAACAGCAGAAAAUCCUAGAGCUGGAAGAAGAGAAUGACCGGCUUAGGGCAGAGGUGCACCCUGCAGGAGAUACAGCUAAAGAGUGUAUGGAAACACUUCUUUCUUCCAAUGCCAGCGUGAAGGAAGAACUUGAAAGGGUCAAAAUGGAGUAUGAAACCCUUUCUAAGAAGUUUCAGUCUUUAAUGUCUGAGAAAGACUCUCUAAGUGAAGAGGUUCAAGAUUUAAAGCAUCAGAUAGAAGGUAAUGUAUCUAAACAAGCUAACCUAGAGGCCACCGAGAAACAUGAUAACCAAACGAAUGUCACUGAAGAGGGAACACAGUCUAUACCAGGUGAGACUGAAGAGCAAGACUCUCUGAGUAUGAGCGCAAGACCUACAUGUUCAGAAUCGGUUCCAUCAGCGAAGAGUGCCAACCCUGCUGUAAGUGAGGAUUUCAGCUCACACGAUGAAAUUAAUAACUACCUACAGCAGAUUGAUCAGCUCAAAGAAAGAAUUGCUGGAUUAGAGGAGGAGAAGCAGAAAAACAAGGAAUUUAGCCAGACUUUAGAAAACGAGAAAAAUACCUUACUGAGUCAGAUAUCAACAAAGGAUGGUGAACUAAAAAUGCUUCAGGAGGAAGUAACCAAAAUGAACCUGUUAAAUCAGCAAAUCCAAGAAGAACUCUCCAGAGUUACCAAACUAAAGGAGACAGCAGAAGAAGAGAAAGAUGAUUUGGAAGAGAGGCUUAUGAAUCAAUUAGCAGAGCUUAAUGGAAGCAUUGGGAAUUACUGUCAGGAUGUUACAGAUGCCCAAAUAAAAAAUGAGCUAUUGGAAUCUGAAAUGAAGAACCUUAAAAAGUGUGUGAGUGAAUUGGAAGAAGAAAAGCAGCAGUUAGUCAAGGAAAAAUCUAAGGUGGAAUCAGAAAUACGAAAGGAAUAUUUGGAGAAAAUACAAGGUGCUCAGAAAGAACCCGGAAAUAAAAGCCAUGCAAAGGAACUUCAGGAACUGUUAAAAGAAAAACAACAAGAAGUAAAGCAGCUACAGAAGGACUGCAUCAGGUAUCAAGAGAAAAUUAGUGCUCUGGAGAGAACUGUUAAAGCUCUAGAAUUUGUUCAAACUGAAUCUCAAAAAGAUUUGGAAAUAACCAAAGAAAAUCUAGCUCAAGCAGUUGAACACCGCAAAAAGGCACAAGCAGAAUUAGCUAGCUUCAAAGUCCUGCUAGAUGACACUCAAAGUGAAGCAGCAAGGGUCCUAGCAGACAAUCUCAAGUUGAAAAAGGAACUUCAGUCAAAUAAAGAAUCAGUUAAAAGCCAGAUGAAACAAAAGGAUGAAGAUCUUGAGCGAAGACUGGAACAGGCAGAAGAGAAGCACCUGAAAGAGAAGAAGAAUAUGCAAGAGAAACUGGAUGCUUUGCGCAGAGAAAAAGUCCACUUGGAAGAGACAAUUGGAGAGAUUCAGGUUACUUUGAACAAGAAAGACAAGGAAGUUCAGCAACUUCAGGAAAACUUGGACAGUACUGUGACCCAGCUUGCAGCCUUUACUAAGAGCAUGUCUUCCCUCCAGGAUGAUCGUGACAGGGUGAUAGAUGAAGCUAAGAAAUGGGAGAGGAAGUUUAGUGAUGCGAUUCAAACCAAAGAAGAAGAAAUUAGACUCAAAGAAGAUAAUUGCAGUGUUCUAAAGGAUCAACUUAGACAGAUGUCCAUCCAUAUGGAAGAAUUAAAGAUUAACAUUUCCAGGCUUGAACAUGACAAGCAGAUUUGGGAGUCCAAGGCCCAGACAGAGGUCCAGCUUCAGCAGAAGGUCUGUGAUACUCUACAGGGGGAAAACAAAGAACUUUUGUCCCAGCUAGAAGAGACACGCCACCUAUACCACAGUUCUCAGAAUGAAUUAGCUAAGUUGGAAUCAGAACUUAAGAUUCUCAAAGACCAGUUGACUGAUUUAAGUAACUCUUUAGAAAAAUGUAAGGUACAAAAAGGAAACUUGGAAGGGAUCAUAAGGCAGCAAGAGGCUGAUAUUCAAAAUUCUAAGUUCAGUUAUGAACAACUGGAGACUGAUCUUCAGGCCUCCAGAGAACUGACCAGUAGGCUGCAUGAAGAAAUAAAUAUGAAAGAGCAAAAGAUUAUAAGCCUGCUUUCUGGCAAGGAAGAGGCAAUCCAAGUAGCUAUUGCUGAACUGCGUCAGCAACAUGAUAAAGAAAUUAAAGAGCUGGAAAACCUGCUGUCCCAGGAGGAAGAGGAGAAUAUUGUUUUAGAAGAGGAGAACAAAAAGGCUGUUGAUAAAACCAAUCAGCUUAUGGAAACACUGAAAACCAUCAAAAAGGAAAACAUUCAGCAAAAGGCACAGUUGGAUUCCUUUGUUAAAUCCAUGUCUUCUCUCCAAAAUGAUCGAGACCGCAUAGUGGGUGACUAUCAACAGCUGGAAGAGCGACAUCUCUCUGUAAUCUUGGAAAAAGACCAACUCAUCCAAGAGGCUGCUGCGGAGAAUAAUAAGCUUAAAGAAGAAAUACGAGGCUUGAGAAGUCAUAUGGAUGAUCUCAAUUCUGAGAAUGCCAAGCUAGAUGCAGAACUGAUCCAAUAUAGAGAAGACCUGAACCAAGUGAUAACAAUAAAGGACAGCCAACAAAAGCAGCUUCUUGAAGUUCAAGUUCAGCAAAAUAAGGAGCUGAAAAAUAAAUAUGCUAAAUUAGAAGAAAAGCUGAAGGAAUCUGAGGAAGCAAAUGAGGAUCUGCGGAGGUCCUUUAAUACCCUACAAGAAGAGAAACAAGAUUUAUCUAAAGAGAUAGAGAGUUUGAAAGUAUCUAUAUCCCAGCUAACAAGACAAGUAACAGCCUUGCAAGAAGAGGGUACUUUAGGACUCUAUCAUGCCCAGUUAAAAGUAAAAGAAGAAGAGGUACAGAGGUUAAGUGCUUUGUUUUCCUCCUCUCAAAAGAGAAUUGCAGAACUGGAAGAAGAAUUGGUUUGUGUUCAAAAGGAAGCUGCCAAGAAGGUAGGUGAAAUUGAAGAUAAACUGAAGAAAGAAUUAAAGCAUCUUCAUCAUGAUGCAGGGAUAAUGAGAAAUGAAACUGAAACAGCAGAAGAGAGAGUGGCAGAGCUAGCAAGAGAUCUGGUGGAGAUGGAACAGAAAUUACUCAUGGUCACCAAAGAAAAUAAAGGUCUCACAGCACAAAUUCAGUCUUUUGGAAGGUCUAUGAGUUCCUUGCAAAAUAGUAGAGAUCAUGCCAAUGAGGAACUUGAUGAACUGAAAAGGAAAUAUGAUGCCAGUCUGAAGGAAUUGGCACAGUUGAAAGAACAGGGACUCUUAAACAAAGAGAGAGAUGCUCUUCUUUCUGAAACCACCUUUUCAAUGAACUCCACUGAGGAGAACAGCUUGUCUCACCUUGAGAAACUUAACCAACAGCUCCUAUCCAAAGAUGAGCAAUUGCUUCACUUGUCCUCACAACUAGAAGAUUCUUAUAACCAAGUGCAGUCCUUUUCCAAGGCUAUGGCCAGUCUGCAGAAUGAGAGAGAUCACCUGUGGAAUGAGCUGGAGAAAUUUCGAAAGUCAGAGGAAGGGAAGCAGAGGUCUGCAGCUCAGCCUUCCACCAGCCCAGCUGAAGUACAGAGUUUAAAAAAAGCUAUGUCUUCACUCCAAAAUGACAGAGACAGACUACUGAAGGAAUUGAAGAAUCUGCAGCAGCAAUACUUACAGAUUAAUCAAGAGAUCACUGAGUUACGUCCACUGAAGGCUCAACUUCAGGAGUAUCAAGAUAAGACAAAAACAUUUCAGAUUAUGCAAGAAGAGCUCAGGCAGGAAAACCUCUCCUGGCAGCAUGAGCUGCAUCAGCUCAGGAUGGAGAAGAGUUCCUGGGAAAUACAUGAGAGGAGAAUGAAGGAACAGUACCUUAUGGCUAUCUCAGAUAAAGAUCAGCAGCUCAGUCAUCUGCAGAAUCUUAUAAGGGAAUUGAGGUCUUCUUCCUCCCAGACUCAGCCUCUCAAAGUGCAAUACCAAAGACAGGCAUCCCCAGAGACAUCAGCUUCCCCAGAUGGGUCACAAAAUCUGGUUUAUGAGACAGAACUUCUCAGGACCCAGCUCAAUGACAGCUUAAAAGAAAUUCACCAAAAGGAGUUAAGAAUUCAGCAACUGAACAGCAACUUCUCUCAGCUACUGGAAGAGAAAAACACCCUUUCCAUUCAGCUCUGCGAUACCAGUCAGAGUCUUCGUGAGAACCAGCAGCACUAUGGUGACCUUUUAAAUCACUGUGCAGUCUUGGAGAAGCAGGUUCAAGAGCUGCAGGCGGUGAGUAAGGAGAAGGGGCCACUAAAUAUAGAUGUUGCUCCAGGAGCUCCCCAGGAAAAGAAUGGAGUUCACAGAAAGAGUGACCCUGAGGAACUAAGGGAACCGCAGCAAAGCUUUUCUGAAGCUCAGCAGCAGCUAUGCAACACCAGACAGGAAGUGAAUGAAUUAAGGAAGCUGCUGGAAGAAGAACGAGACCAAAGAGUGGCUGCUGAGAAUGCUCUCUCUGUGGCCGAGGAGCAGAUCAGACGGUUAGAGCACAGUGAAUGGGACUCUUCCCGGACUCCUAUCAUUGGCUCCUGUGGCACUCAGGAACAGGCACUGUUAAUAGAUCUUACAAGCAACAGUUGUCGAAGGACCCGGAGUGGCGUUGGAUGGAAGCGAGUCCUGCGUUCACUCUGUCAUUCACGGACCCGAGUGCCACUUCUAGCAGCCAUCUACUUUCUAAUGAUUCAUGUCCUGCUCAUUCUGUGUUUUACGGGCCAUCUAUAGACUUAGUUGUUACUCUUUGGACCACUCCCCUCAAAACUUGGAAUUCUCUCACCUCUAACAUCAGAACAUCAAUUCCAGUGGAACAGUCUUCCCAUUUACAGGUCUCUCCAACUCUUCACGGAAAGUGCCUGCAAAAACAGAGGUGGAUAUGAGGACAGGUUGGAGCUGCAGGGACUGGCGAGUCUGCUUUCUUCUACUGCCCUGAGCCUGAACACUUCUGCUUAAUCUGAGAAUCACAUUUGGUUUGUUGAGCCUAAUAUUUGUUGAGAUUUUGCAGGACCCUGAUCUUUUGUGGUCCUGUAAAAGAUACUGAGGAAUGUCUUUCAGCCAAGCCAAGAGGAUGGUUUCAAUAAACCUAAUAAUCUGAA
Gorilla gorilla gorilla (western lowland gorilla) is the source of this 14831-nucleotide messenger RNA. RefSeq names its product golgin B1 (gene GOLGB1). Gene Ontology annotation, cellular component: cis-Golgi network; Golgi apparatus; membrane. Gene Ontology annotation, biological process: regulation of DNA-templated transcription. The record is from RefSeq and is a predicted model, not a curated record. The coding region runs from base 4654 to 14463 and encodes 3269 amino acids. Lineage: Eukaryota; Metazoa; Chordata; Mammalia; Primates; Hominidae. Gene Ontology annotation, molecular function: sequence-specific DNA binding. The transcript is spliced from 22 exons.